Molecule: messenger RNA, 467 nt
Organism: Arachis duranensis
Lineage: Eukaryota; Viridiplantae; Streptophyta; Magnoliopsida; Fabales; Fabaceae
Product: phosphomevalonate kinase, peroxisomal-like
Exons: 2
Coding region: 9-413 (134 amino acids)
Biological process (GO): isopentenyl diphosphate biosynthetic process, mevalonate pathway
Cellular component (GO): peroxisome
Molecular function (GO): phosphomevalonate kinase activity
Source: RefSeq, a predicted model, not a curated record
UGUUGAAAAUGCAAUUCUCGCAGUGGAUAGAGCAAGCUUCUGAACCCAACAAGGAAGCAGUUAUUAAAGCAUUGCUAGGUGCAAAAGAAGCUAUGCUUGGGAUUAGAUAUCAUAUGCGCCUAAUGGGUGAGGCUGCAGGUGUUCCUAUUGAACCAGAAUCACAAACAAAACUUUUAGAUGCUACACUGAACUUGGAAGGAGUGUUGUUGGCUGGAGUUCCAGGAGCAGGAGGAUUUGAUGCUGUCUUUGCUGUUACUUUGGGAGAUUCAAGCAGCAAUGUGACAAAAACAUGGAGCUCACUCAAUGUACUUGCCCUUCUGGUUAAAGAAGAUCCUUGUGGCGUUUCUUUAGAAAGUGCUGACCCUAGAACAAAUGAAAUCACUUCAGCUGUAUCUUCAAUUCAUAUUGAAUAAUUUAUUGUAAAUAUUGUUUAUUUUUAAUACGAUGAAUUUGUUUAUUUUUUGAAA